AUGAUGAAUAAUCAACCAUGUAAUGAUAUGGAAAAAAAAUUACAAAAAGAAAUGGAAGGUAUGGAUGAAGAUGAACGAUUAGAAUAUAUAAAUAAAUUAAGUGCAAGUGUUUUUAAUGAAAUUAUUGAAAAGAAAAAUGGUGAACCAUCAAAAUGGCAAAGUUAUUGGGAACAAGAUGAAAAUGAUAUUGAACAUUGGUCGAAACAAGAUAUACUUCGUGAUCCUGUUAAAGGUUUAUUAACAGCUGUUGAACAAGGUAAUCUUUUACAUGUUCAACAAUAUAUUAAUCAAGAUCGAUCACUUCUUAAUGCAUGUGAUUCUGAUGGUUAUACAGCAUUACAUCGUUCAGCAAAUGGUAAUCAGUUAAAAAUUUGUGAAUAUUUACUUGAAUCUGGUGUUGAUAUUCAUGCAUUAACAAAUGAUAAAUGGAAUGCAUUACAUUGUGCAGCAUUUUGGAAUAAUUAUGAAAUAGGAUCAUUAUUAUUACAAAAUGGUAUUGAUAUAAAUGCUCAAACAAAUGGUGGACAAACACCAUUACAUUUAGCUGCAUCACAAAAUAAUAAUCGUCAAAUAAUUCAACUUCUUCUUAUGCAUCCAUUUAUUAAUGUAAAUAUUCAAAAUAAAUUAAAUGAAACACCUAUAACUAUUGCAAAACGAUCAAGUUCAGUUCAUUGUCUAUUUGAUCUAUAUACAGAUGCAUUGAUGAAACUGAAAUAA
Molecule: messenger RNA, 717 nt
Organism: Rotaria sordida
Lineage: Eukaryota; Metazoa; Rotifera; Eurotatoria; Philodinida; Philodinidae
Source: the annotation of a GenBank genome assembly